Molecule: messenger RNA, 1644 nt
Organism: Colletotrichum lupini
Lineage: Eukaryota; Fungi; Ascomycota; Sordariomycetes; Glomerellales; Glomerellaceae
Product: cytochrome P450
Exons: 4
Coding region: 1-1644 (547 amino acids)
Molecular function (GO): monooxygenase activity; iron ion binding; heme binding
Source: RefSeq, a predicted model, not a curated record
AUGGAUGAAGCUGGAGCCGCAAUCUCUCUCUUGGGAGAAACGAGAUACACUCUCGACGGCUCGGCCAAGCCCCUGUCUUACUUCUUCACGACCAUCCUACUCAUCAUAUUUGUUUACUCCCUCCAGGGAACAAAGCUCAAUACCCCAUCAAUCAACCAGAAGAGAAGAUUCGAACUUACGGACAGCCGCCCCAAAAGGAACUACCUCCUCAACGCGAGGAAGUUGAUGCAGCAAUGGUUUACCGCGAAUCCAAAUAAGCCCACACAGAUGAUCACGGAUAUGGGUAAUACUAUUGUGCUGCCUCCCUCGAUGGCAAAUGAAAUUCGCAACCAUAGUGACUUGAGCUUCACCGCGUUCUCUCAAGAGGUUAAGAAAUCCGUCCCUGAAUGCGAAUCGUAUGACAGAAGACGAAGAGAUACUGACAACUCCAUGGCCCAGUUCUUCCAAACGAAGUAUCCUGGCUUCGAUGCAUUCGCAGAGGGAGGACAUGACAGCAUUACACUAGUCGUCAUCAACAAAGACCUAACCAAGCAGCUAGCAAAGGUCACCGAGCCUUUAGCUGAAGAGGCCUCCCUGGCCCUCCUGAAGAUAUUCACAGCAGAGAAAGAGUGGCACUCUAUUCCCAUGCGCGCAACACUGCUCCACUUCAUCGCCCGCAUCUCUUCCCGCGUCUUCCUUGGCACCGAACUCUGCCGAAACGAAGCUUGGCUCGAAAUCACCAAGAACUACACCCUUAAUGGCUUUACUGCCGGUGACCGGCUUCGCGAAUACCCUCCAUUCCUCCGACCCAUAGUACACUGGUUUCUCCCCGGAUGCCAGGAAGCGCGGAGACAGAUCAAGGCAGCCGCCAAGAUCAUUCAGCCCAUCAUUGACGAGCGGAAGGUCCUCAAGGCCAAGGCGGUCGCCGAGGGCAGACCGGAGCCUGUGUACCAAGACGCCAUCGAAUGGUUCGAGCAGGCUUCCAAGUCCAAAGGUACUGCGUAUGACCCUGCUUUGAGCCAGCUGUUCCUGUCGACGGUCGCCAUUCAUACAACUACCGAUCUUUUGGGCCAGGUUCUGGUUGAUCUGGCAAAGCAUCCCGAGAUCAUUGAGGAACUUCGCAAGGAGGUUCGGACUGUGCUCCAAGAGGGUGGUUGGAAGAAGACGUCUCUCUACAACAUGAAGCUGCUUGACAGCGUUGUCAAGGAAAGUCAGCGCAUCAAGCCCCUGCAGCUUGCUAGCAUGCAACGUAUCGCUAUCAAGGAUGUGACUCUUUCUGACGGAACCUUCAUCCCCAAGGGAGCGAACACGGCCGUGUCUUCCCACUCUCAGUGGAAUGCCGCGGUGUACCCGGAGCCGGAAAAUUGGGACGCGUACCGUUUCCUCCGGAUGCGAGAGGAGCCCGGCAAGGAAAAUGUGUCGCAGCUAGUAAGCACUCUGCCGGAGCACCUCGGCUUCGGCCACGGCAAACAUGCUUGUCCCGGUCGCUUCUUCGCUGCCAACGAGAUCAAGAUCGCUCUCGUGCAUCUCCUACUCCAGUACGAGUGGAAACUUCCCGUCGGGGCCGAUACCUCGAUCACGGACUACGGCGUCAAUCCGUUGCUGAAUCCCGGCUUGGAAUUGGAGAUUCGGAGGCGGGCGGAUGAGGUUGACUUGACGUGCUGA